AUGGGUUUAUUUGGCGCGUUAGCAGGAGUUGCAUCCAGAUUUUUGCCCGCAGUGGGAACAAUAGCCAGAGGUGCAUUUGGAAUUGGAAGGAAGAUUUUGAGUACAUUAGGUAUACUUAAAGAGAAAGCACAACCUAUUAUACAAACUGUACAGAAAGGUUGGGAGGUAGCACGAGAUGCAACAAAUCUUAUUCCAAAUCCUGAAACAAGAGGAAAAGUUCAAGGAUGGAUGGACAAUGUAGGAAGACAAGCAGGAAACUAUUAUAACAAAGCAAAUGACUACUAUAACCAAGCAGGACACUAUAUGGACUAA
Messenger RNA from Trichomonas vaginalis G3, 312 nucleotides. RefSeq lists its product as uncharacterized. The record is from RefSeq and is a predicted model, not a curated record. The transcript has a single exon. The coding region runs from base 1 to 312 and encodes 103 amino acids. Lineage: Eukaryota; Parabasalia; Trichomonadida; Trichomonadidae.